AUCAUUCCUUCCUUUCUUCCUAAGCAGUGAAAGGAAAUGUACCGCAUCGUUAUUGAUAACAUCGUUAUCGUCGUUUAAUGUUUGCCACGACUCGUGUGUAACAGUUGGCUUCGCAAUUUAUUCAAUAUUUAUUUAUAUUUUCGUAAAUCAGAUAUCUCGCCGUCAAUCCUCUUUAGAAACUACAUGCCGAGCACACCUGUUGCUUCUUUGAUCAUCAAUUAAAUUAUCCCGAAAAUGUAAAUUCGUUUUCUCUACAUGAUAAAUGCCGUCUUCUUACUCUUUUUCUUCACUCUCAUUCUCUCUCUUUUUUGAUUUUCUUUCUCGCAUAAAUUCCCGGGUAAACACAUGUGUGCUCAUUAAGAUAUCGUACAUGGGAGGAAAUAAUAGUAGAUUAAUGUAGUCAUCACUGGUUUCGCUGUAUUCGCAGACGUGUCGAUAAUUGAAAUGUAUUCGGAGGUGCGGCGAGACGGAAUGUAUGACGUAUCUUAUUUGCAAGAUCUGUUAGAGGAUUUAUUCUCUAAGUAGAUAACACGACGUUGUACUGCCAUGUAUUAACUGCUAAAUCAUGUCUCAGUCAAACGUGCUCGGUUUCGGCGAAUGUGUUUCUUUUUAUCGCCAGAGCUUUUCUUUAUUAUCUUCUUAUAUCUUUUUAUCGAACGCGUUACUUCCGAAAAGAGCGAAAUGAAAAAAGUCGAGCGCAUGAUGCGUGCGUGAGAGCUUGAUGAGAAAAGUAUAUUCGGUUUGACUCGACGAUUCGAGUUACUUUAUAUAUUUGUAGUCGCAAUAACGUACCGCGACGACAUAGUUCGCGCGAUAUCACGCGAACGAGUGGAGGAGGACCGAUCGAACGACGUUUUCUCGCGGAUAUGUGCGAUGUUAAGCCAAUGUCCAACGACGAUGCGAACGGCGGAUAUAUUCGAACAUCCGGACAGAGAUACCCGGUCGUUGGUGGUGAGUGUAAGAGCGACCAGCAAUUUCUCGCUGAGGGAAUGGAAACGGAGGCGAGUGAGAUGCUCGAGGCGGCAACGCAUGACGGUAGCUUCGGCGAAAGGAAGCAGAUUAGUGCCGAGGGUGAGGCCGAGAGGAAGACUCACACGCUGAUACCGUCGAAGACGAAGGGAAGAAAGCGGGCGUUCUCUCUGCUCGACACACUGAUUUCUCUGAGCAUCGUCGGACCGUUGGCGAUCGGCUUCUGGAGGGGGAUCUGGACGUGGAUGGACCUCCACGCGGAUCUGUUUCCCGACUGGUUCUGCUUCGCGUCCGGCGUCUUUCUGCACGUGAUUUUCGCUUUCUACCAGGAUCGCUGUCACGACGUGUACAUGGACGAGUGGACGAAAUCGAGCGCGCUCGGGCGGCUGCCCUAUCGCGCACUGCGAAUCCUCUACACGUACGUCUUCGGCGUGGCGUGCAACGCGCAUUGGCGGGGUUGCUGGAUCAUCAUCAGCGAUUACUAUCUCAUGCACAUAUGGAUAACAACGUGCCUGAUGUGUUUGCUACUGGCUUGCCUGGCGAUUCUGCGCUGCGUGCGGAACUUGAUAGCGCCGCCAUUGUUAAUCUUCAUCGAUACGCCGGCUCACGUUUUUCAAUUUCCAACCAGAUACAAUGCGAAUACGAGGGACUGGUCAUUGUACUUAUUGGAUUGUGCCUUUAGCGUAGGCGUCGUGGGCACGUUGGUCGUUUUUGUCUGGAGAGGCGUCUGGAUUCUAUUCGAUCUUUAUCUGUUUCCAGAAAAUCCAGGGUAUUCCGCCGUCGGCUCACUUGCCAUCGGAUACUCGAUAGUGGCGGUGACGUUUUGCCUGCAGCCGCUAAUGCGAUACGUCUGCGCGCGUCUUCAGGGCCUGGUCCGCCUGGUAGUCGCGGACGCUUUUCUACUGUUGAGUUUUCUGGGCACCGUGAACGUCUGGCGCGGUAUAUGGAUCGCGUUGGACCUCUGGCUGCUACCGGACAAUCCAGAACUAUCCUGCUGGAUCACUCACAUCGGCUGCUUCGUCUUUCUCGUCCUCCUUAACUGUAGCAACUCUAUUCUAGUUCGUGGUGUCUACAUCGAUGCCGAGGAAGAGGAAGGCAAAUGCGUUGUAUUUCCGUGUCACUAUCUUCGAUUGUUCUUCAAGAUCGAACGCGAGAAGAAGGAGGCGAGACGACAGAAGCUGCUGGUGGCCUCGCGAGAUUUCGACGGCCACGUCGACGUGAACGGGAAGGACAGCGACAACGGGACCCUCCUGCCGAACAACACCACGGUGACGAUUAUACCGAUGAGCGCGGACUCCAGCGUCGCAUAGGCACCGAGAGAGAGAGAGAGAGAGAGAGGGAGAAACCGAUCCGUCGCGAAUUCGCGACUCAGCCAGGUGGGGACGAUAGUUCGCCGCGCGCGCGUGCACGAGCUCGGCACGGAGCUCGGUGAGGGAUAGAGUACAAGCGAAUCACCAGCAGGAUCCUUCCUCCUUCAGAUCGUCGUACCGUUGUCAGUUUUGCGCCGGUCCCUGUGUCUCUCGCAGGAAACGCGCGACAAUCCUCGGCUUCAGAUCGGUCGGGAUACAGAGUGAUUGCGAGAGAGAGAGAGAGAGAGAGAGAGAAACCGAUACAUUCGUUUGUUCGCGACGUGCAGCAAAAGAAAGGAUCGGGAAAGUUUUGAUCGACUUUUUAAAAGUUCUCUCGCUCGUACUAACGAGAGAAGGAAGAGCAGAGUAAAAAGAAAAACGCCGUUCGUUACCGGGGAAAGAUAACUUGUUGUACGAGUAACGCGUUGCUUCCCGGCCGUGAGGAAAGGCCAUGCUAUGCGGCCGAGGAAGGCGUGUAUGGCUGUGAACGAGCGUACAAAGUGAACACAUACGUUUGCGCUGAGGCAAUACUUGCUUUGUACGAUCAUAGGUCGAAUAUCGUAGGUCGCGGGGCGACGCUACGGUGGUGUCGCGCGAAAAUAGGAAUAUACGACGUGUACACGAGUGAUGAUCGUCGUUGAAGCGACGUGACGCGACGUAGGAAGGGACCCGAAAGUAUUUUAGGAACUCUAAUGCUGCCAUUCGUGCGUUUUAUCUACACCAGGAUCGCUCGUGUAGUCGCAAUCACGUCUGAAAACGAAUGCGUUUAUUAAAAAAAAGAAAGAGAGAGAAAGAAGGAGAGAGAGAGAAAGAUUAUUUAUAUAUUUAUUUAAGUAUGAAAGAGAGUAAAAAAACGCGAACUCGCGCGCGAGAAUUGAUUCAUAGAGAUAUUUACCGAAUAAAUCAAAUAUUAUAUAAUAUCAA
Messenger RNA from Dinoponera quadriceps, 3242 nucleotides. RefSeq lists its product as uncharacterized. The record is from RefSeq and is a predicted model, not a curated record. Gene Ontology annotation, cellular component: presynaptic membrane. Gene Ontology annotation, biological process: neuron-neuron synaptic transmission; clustering of voltage-gated calcium channels; neuromuscular synaptic transmission. The transcript is spliced from 7 exons. The coding region runs from base 867 to 2279 and encodes 470 amino acids. Lineage: Eukaryota; Metazoa; Arthropoda; Insecta; Hymenoptera; Formicidae.